CCUGAGGAACUGAAACAAGAGAAAGAAAGUGAGAGUGGAGCCUGAGAUGGCUCUUGGCAACGCUCAGUAGCACAUGCAACAAGUGGACCACACACUCCAGAGGAUAUAAGUGGACACCUCUCCUUUUUAUCUGCCUUUUUCUAGGAUUAUCCGGUGUGGCUAUUAAUUCCACGAGAGCUGUGGACGUCACAGCAAUCAGACCCAAGUAAAGAUGAGGUCCAAAAGCAGCGGGGUGGAGAGCCCAGCUGAUGGAGUGCUUGGGGUUCCCCAGGGGGAAAACGACAUCGGCCAGGAACAGGAAGUUGGUUUAACUGUGAAGAGCCUGAAGGCCAAAGUUCAGCAGCAGGAAGGAGAGGACGAGGUGGAAGUGAUCUCGGACAAGGAGAAGCUGCUGUUGGAUUCUAGUGAUGCUGGAGAAGGAAGAGGGAAACUCAUGGAUCUGUCCAAAGAAGAUCUAUUGAAACUGCUUGGAAUCAUGGAAGGAGAAGUUCAGGCCAGGGAAGAUGUUAUCUGCAUGCUGAAGUCUUAUCAAACUCCUCCGGAGGACGUUGAGUCCAGAUAUGGCUGUGCGGUUCCCGGCUCGCCCCUCAAAGCGCUUCAGAGGGACAGCUUCAUCACUGAUGAAAAGUCACACACCGGCAGUGUCUACCAAAAACCUAUGGCUGAGCUGGAUCGUCUGCAGGAGAAGCACAAGGAGACGUACCGACGGAUGCUGGGUCAGCUGCUCCUCGCUGAGAAGUGCCAUCGGCGCACAGUCCAUGAGCUGGACACAGAGAAACGCAAACACGCUGACUACAUGAACAAAAGUGACGACUUCACCAACCUGCUGGAGCAGGAAAGAGAAAGGCUUAAAAGGCUGCUUGAAAACGAGAAAGCUUACCAGAUAAAAAAGGAGAAGGAGCACUCCCAACGUCUGGCCAAGGUGAGAGAGGAGCUGGUCAAACUUAAGUCAUUCGCCUUGAUGUUGGUCAAUGAGCGCCAGCAGCACCUGGAGCAAAUUGACCAACAGAGUCAACGGGUCCAGGAGCUCAGCCAGCAGCUCCAGCAGCAGGAGCAGGGUCUGAAGGAAGCCAAGUCACAAGCUGGAGAAGACAACCAAAGGAUGCAGAGCCUUGAGGCUGAACUUAAGGAGAAAUCGAGUAAACUUACCCAACAACACGAAGAAUUGAGUGCUAAGAUGGCCACUCAGGAACUCCACAAUCGUCAACUCAACGCCAAACUUUUGGGACUCACACAAAAAGUGGAUGAGCUACAAGUAAGCAACAGGACCUUGAGGAAAUCCGAGGAGGAACUGCAGGAACUAAGAGUAAAGAUAAAUAAAGGCGAGUGUGGAAAUGCAAACUUGAUUGCUGAAUUGGAAAACUUGCGAAAGCGGGUACUUGAGAUGGAAGGAAAGGAUGAGGAAAUAACCAAGACAGAAAAUCAGUGUAAGGAGCUGAGGAAGAGGCUCGAAGGGGAGGAUAACAAGAGCAAAGACCUCAGACUGGAGGUAGAGAAACUCCAAAAAAGGAUGAUGGAGAUUGAGAAACUUGAGGAAGCCUUCAGUGUAAGCAAAGCUGAGUGUGCACAGUUACGCAGUGCUUUAGAAAGAGAGAAAGGCUUGACCAGUGAGCUUUCAGAUGAGGUUGUAGGCCUUAAGAUCCGUAUGAAAGAACUCGAUUCCUCUGAACUAAAGCUGGAAAAGUCGGAGCUGAGCCUCAAGGAUGACCUGAGUAAGCUGAAGUCCUUGACGGUAGCUUUGAUGGACGAGCGAAAGAACCUGGUGGAGAGAGUGAAGUCGGAUGAAAAGAAAAAGGACGAUCUGAGCAAGAUGGUCAAACUUGAGCAGGGUAAGGUUAUGGAGGUGACAGAGAAACUGAUAGAGGAAAGCAAAAAGCUCCUAAAAUUCAAAUCAGUGAUGGAAACCAAAGUAGAGACUUUAACAACCGACAAAGAGCAGCUCAGUACUAAGCUUGCUUAUGAAGUUGAGAAGGCUAAGGAUCUGAAUUCCAUAGUCAGUCAAAUGAAAAAGAAACUGGAUGUGUCUGAGCAAGCAGAAAGGUUUUCCGUGAGCAAUUCGCCGAUUUCUGAUCCGAGGAAAAUGUCUGACCCCCAAAGGAGAGAGGACAACAAAGUCAAAGAGCUGACAUUUGAAAUUGAGCGCCUGAGAAAGCGCCUCAAACAACUUGAAGUAGUAGAGGGAGAUUUGAUCAAAACAGAAGAUCAGUACGACAUGCUGGAAAAAAAGUUCAUAAGUGAACAGGACAAAGCAAAUGUUCUUUCCCAGCAGGUGGAGGAAAUGAAAAAUCAGAUAGCGCACAACAAAGCCAUUGAGAAAGGAGAAGAGGAAAGCCAUGAGGAAGACCUGCGACAACGUUGUAAGAGAGAGGAAGUCAAAACCAGAGAACUGCAAGCUGACGUGGUGGCCCUCAAGGAGAAGAUCCAUGAACUGAUGAACAAAGAGGAUCAGCUGUCUCAGCUCCAAAUGGAUUACUCCAUCCUACAGCAGAGAUUCUUGGAGGAAGAAGAGAAGGCCAAGAACAUGGGCACUGAAGUUUUCCAUCUUACCAAAGAACUUGAGAUAGCAAAGCGACAAAGUAGAGCGUUAAGGCCCAGCUUAAAUGGGAGAAGAAUGGUGGAUGUAGCUGUGACAUCCACAGCAGUACAGACAUUGUCCACUGGACCAGCAGAGGAAGAUACUCCAGCUGUGUUUAUCAGGAAGUCUGUCCAAGAGGAAAAUCACAUUAUGAAUAACAUCAGACAGAGAUGCCUGAAGAAACCCGAAAAAAGCAGCGCUGUUGAGCGAAGCCCUUCGUCGAGCAGUGACUUGGGUAUCAAGAAAUCUUGGAUUCCAUGGAUGAGGAAAAAGGAAAGCACUCCUCAAGAUACCAAUUUGGAAAAGGCUUCGCACAUAAAUGGAGAUCAUUUGCCAUCUGAACUAACCAUGCCUCAAAAAAAAGGGGAGCCUUUGCACAUCCGGCUAACACCUAAUCACCAAAACAGCGUGACCACACUUGAAAUCACCAGCCCAACUACUGAGGAUGUUUUCUCUAGCUCAGCUCCCCUUAGUCCCAACCCAUCUCAACCUAAAUCUAGAAUCACAAUCAUUCCUACCUACUCUGCGUCAACCCACCGUAGAAAGUCCCCCACUGGACCUCAGGGCCUUGAAAGGGCCAAAUCUCCAGUCACCAUCACAACCAUAGCUAGAGCCAAGUCUCCAGAAGGCAUCCGACCCGCUUCCUCUUCCUCAGGAAGACCCCUAUCCCCAGUUUCUCUAACAACAGUGAGCACUGUCGUAGUGUCUGGAGGAUCUGGCUCCCCCGAGCCCCAAGAGGUGACCAUGGGCCGGGCUGUGAUUAAAGUUACCCCUGAGAAGCAGAUGGUCCCAGUGGCUGUACGAAAGAGCCAUAACAAUGCCAACAUCAUCACAACUACAGACGAUAACAAGAUCCAUAUUCACCUUGGCAACAGCAUUGCCCCAAAGAUGGUAGUCAGACCAGUUGCGACUGUAAGUGAAAGCAAAGAAAUGACCCUCUCAACUGGGACAGUGCUUCGAUCUCCUCGGCAAAUCACCACCACUUCCACACGGACCUCGCAGAGCAAGGUGAUGAGUAGUAUUACGAUAUCGCCUAUUACAUCUACUCCUUCAAGACCUACCCAAAACGUGACCGGGCAGGAUACCCAGCCAAUGCGUACGGGGACGACCCGCAUCCCAAUGUCCAAGAACCUAAAGAUGGGAAAAACUGUACUGGGAUCCCUGGGGAUCUCAGGUGGAGUGAAGCUGGAGCGGGCUGAGAGUCAGUCCAUGAGGAUAGACGUUAAAAAAUCCUCCGUUAAUAGCACCACUUUACAUAAUGGAGGGAAAAUUUGACUGAUAUAAUGGUAUCACUGAUACUUUAAUAUGUCUAAGUGGGGCUUCACAGAGAGUCAUACAGACAUUUGGUAUGCGCCUAUGCAACUCUAAAAGAAAUGAUAAGAUGUCAGGUAAUUUCUUUUGUACUUUUUUUUUCUUCUUUGCAAAGUAAUAAUGCAUUCAGUUGUAUUAUCUGUAAAAUAUUUUCUACAUGUUUGUCACAAUUCUUUGGAGACACAAGCUUGAGUGUGUGUGUGUGUGUGCGUGUGUUUUCUUAAAGCGUGCAUUCUACUGGGCAUUGGAUUCAAUAUGGAUUUGUUUUUCAUCGGUCUGUGCUGCUACUAAUGUCUUCUUGCUUUGAGUGAUUUCACAUAAGAGGUCUGGCGAUAUGUUAAAUAGGGAGUCAUUGUUUUGUGUAAAUUAGGUUUUCUUUUUGUUGUAAAGGAUUUCUACUGAAAAAAUAUUUUAAUAAAUUUAAUAUCACA
Molecule: messenger RNA, 4317 nt
Organism: Cololabis saira (Pacific saury)
Lineage: Eukaryota; Metazoa; Chordata; Actinopteri; Beloniformes; Belonidae
Gene: filip1b
Product: filamin A interacting protein 1b
Exons: 6
Coding region: 212-3850 (1212 amino acids)
Source: RefSeq, a predicted model, not a curated record